This is a messenger RNA of Pistacia vera, 522 nucleotides long. RefSeq names its product 18.1 kDa class I heat shock protein-like. NCBI's taxonomy places the organism in Eukaryota, Viridiplantae, Streptophyta, Magnoliopsida, Sapindales, Anacardiaceae. The transcript has a single exon. The coding region runs from base 1 to 522 and encodes 173 amino acids. The record is from RefSeq and is a predicted model, not a curated record. Gene Ontology annotation, biological process: protein complex oligomerization; response to salt stress; response to heat.
AUGUCUCUGACUCCAGGGCGCAGUCACUAUAAUGCACCAGGAAACUUCAUGUACGAUCCUGGAAUUCGUCCAUACUAUGUCGAUACAUGGGACGACCGCAGCCGCUUCCACAAUUUUCAUUCCGAAGCAAAUAUCACUGUGCCACACAAUGCUUUCUCGAGAUCGAUGGUCAGCGGCACCGCUAGUACUGAGUGGAGUGACACCCCGGAUGCAUACAUCUUCAAAAUCCAUCUUCCAGGGCUCAGCAGGAAUGACGUUAAGUUGGAAAUAGAGGACGGCAGAGUUCUCUGUAUAAGCGGCGAGAAGAUUGAAAAACAAGCGAGGUGGAAUUACACGGAGAAUAUGAAAUUCCUGACACGUGUGGAAUUGCCUCAUAAAGCUAAGCUUGAUAAGAAUAAGAUUAGAGCUCAUAUGGAGAAGGAAGAGCUCACUGUGACGAUUCCCAAGAAAGACAUGAAGAAUCAUCAUUACUCCAUAGCCAUUCCUAUUACCGGCCCACGCGGAUCGGAAAAAUUAUUUUAG